AUGGAAGAUAGCAUUCAGCCACAAUUUACCUUGAAAGAAAAACUUGUUAUUUGUUUCUAUGAGUUCUUAGGAACCGCUAUGCUAGUAUUGGGUUACAACUUCACUAGUGCCGGAUUAGCUGUUGGAUUUAACUUGUUCGUUGGAAUACUCAUGUCAGCAAAAGUUUCAGGUGGAAUGUUCAACCCUGCUGUGACAGUUGCUGUAUACACUGCCGAAGGUACAUUCCUUAAGAAUAUUUCACUAAUUCUCAUGAUUAUUGCUUCUCAGAUUAUCGGUGCUUACUUUGGAAUUUUAUAUGCUCAUUUCUGUUUGGGAGCUCCAGCAUUCCUCUGCCCCUACGACUAGGCAACAGGAUGUGUAACAUAUGAUGGAUUCGGUAAAGUUUUCUUAUUGGAGUUUUGGUGUACAUUCUUCUUCUGUUUCUGUAUUCUCUGCUAGGUGCAUACUAAAACUCAGGAAAGUAAAGACGGUAUCCUAUAGGCAGCUUCAAUAGCAUUCACACUUCUCGCAAUGAUAAACACAGCCGGUGCCAUUAGUGGCGGUUGCUUCAACCCAGCAUUCGGAUUAACAUAAACUACUUAUCAAGUUGGCUACAUGAAUUCACAAGGAGAAAGUGGCAUUUAGUAUGCAAGAUACCUGUGGGUCUACAUUUUCGCUCCACUUUUUGGAGGAUUGGCUUCAUCUUUAUUUAUGAGAUUCGUACAUAUUCCAAACCUCCACAAGUGA
This is a messenger RNA of Stylonychia lemnae, 726 nucleotides long. Lineage: Eukaryota; Ciliophora; Spirotrichea; Sporadotrichida; Oxytrichidae. The record is from the annotation of a GenBank genome assembly.